AUGGAUAAAUUAAAAACAAUUUACAUAGAUUCGGCUUUAAGUAUAAUUAAAGGAGCUUUAUGUGUAAUUCUUCAAAUACCUACUGGUAGAACAACUGAAAGUAUUAAAAAAAAGCAAAACAAUGUUGGUAUAAUAACAGUAAAAUCUAUUUUUAAAGAACCAACUAUAAGUCAGUAUAAUGAUAUAAAACAAUUAAUAAAAACUAAAAUUGAAGAAAAUUGCCCUUUUUACAAUUAUCAAAUUAAUAGAACAAUUGCAGAAAAGAUAUAUGGUGAUACUAUAUAUGAUAAUUAUGGUUUAUCAAAAGAAAUCAAUGAAGUAAACUUGAUCAUUUUAGAAGAAUGGAAUAUAAAUUGUAAUAGAAAUAGAGUUUUAAAACAUAGUGGUUUAAUAAAAAAUAUAGAGAUAAAUAAAUUUAAGUAUUUAAAUAAUAAAGAGUCAUUAGAAGUUCAUUUUUUGGUUAAUCCCAAAUAUACUUUUGAAGAAUUAAAUACAAUAUAUAAAAAUGAAGAGGAAUUAAACAAUUUUCUUUUAUCACCUAUUAUAAAAGUAACUAAUAAGAAAAUUUAUGAAAUAGAAGAUAAAAAGAGCGAGUUUUCUUAUUUAUAUGAAGAAGAUAUAUUACCUAAAAAUAAAGUUUUACCUCCAUCAGGAAUUGAAAAUGUUAAUUAUGAAUCAUCAAAAGUAGUUACCCCAUGGGAUGUGAAUAUAGGUGAAGAAGGAAUUAAUUAUAAUAAAUUAAUAAAAGAAUUUGGUUGCUCAAAAAUCAGUGAUGAACAUAUUAGAAAAAUCGAAAAGUUAACUAAUAGAAAAGCUCACCAUUUUAUAAGAAGAGGGAUUUUUUUUAGCCAUAGAGACUUAGAUUUUUUAUUAAAUUAUUAUGAACAGAACGGAUACUUUUAUAUUUACACAGGAAGGGGACCAUCUUCUCUGUCUAUGCAUUUAGGCCAUCUUAUACCUUUUUAUUUUUGUAAAUAUUUGCAAGAUGCUUUUAACGUUCCUUUAAUUAUACAGCUAUCUGAUGACGAAAAAUUUUUAUUUAACCAAAAUUAUUCUUUAGAUGAUAUAAAUAGAUUCACUAAAGAAAAUGUAAAAGAUAUUAUUGCAGUAGGAUUUAAUCCAGAAUUAACCUUUAUUUUUAAAAAUACAGAAUAUGCAAAUCAUUUAUAUCCAACUGUAUUAGCAAUUCAUAAAAAAACAACAUUAAAUCAAAGUAUGAAUGUAUUUGGUUUCAAUAAUAGUGAUAACAUAGGAAAAAUAUCGUAUCCAUCCUUUCAAAUAGCUCCUUGUUUUUCUCAAUGUUUCCCAAACUUUUUAAAGAAAAAUAUCCCAUGCUUAGUUCCUCAAGGAAUUGAUCAAGACCCUUAUUUUAGAUUAAGUAGAGAUAUAGCUGUUAAAUUAGCUCUAUACAAACCAGUUGUUAUUCAUUCCGUUUUUAUGCCAGGAUUGCAAGGUGUAAAUACCAAAAUGAGUAGCACAAAAAAGAAAGAUAACAAAAAUAUGGAUAGUAAACAAGAUAUUAAUAAUAGCGUUAUUUUUUUAACUGAUUCACCUGAACAAAUAAAAAAUAAAAUUAACAAAUAUGCUUUUAGUGGAGGAGGAGCUACUAUAGCUGAACACAAAGAAAAAGGAGCAGAUUUAGAAAAAGAUAUUUCUUAUCAAUAUUUAAGAUAUUUUUUAGUGGAUGAUGAAAAAUUAAAUGAAAUUGGAGAAAAAUAUAAAAAAGGAGAAAUGUUAAGUGGAGAAAUCAAAAAAAUACUCAUUGAUAUUUUAACUGAUUUAGUACAAAAACAUCAAGAAAAAAGAAAUUCAUUGACAGAUGAAGAUAUCUUAUAUUUUUUCAACGAUAAUAAAUCUAGUCUUAAAAAAUUUAAAGAUAUGUAA
Molecule: messenger RNA, 1884 nt
Organism: Plasmodium gallinaceum
Lineage: Eukaryota; Apicomplexa; Aconoidasida; Haemosporida; Plasmodiidae
Product: tryptophan--tRNA ligase, putative
Exons: 2
Coding region: 1-1884 (627 amino acids)
Biological process (GO): tryptophanyl-tRNA aminoacylation
Cellular component (GO): cytoplasm
Molecular function (GO): ATP binding; tryptophan-tRNA ligase activity
Source: RefSeq, a predicted model, not a curated record